Carassius gibelio (silver crucian carp) is the source of this 2195-nucleotide messenger RNA. Its product is annotated as gastrula zinc finger protein XlCGF7.1. Gene Ontology annotation, biological process: regulation of transcription by RNA polymerase II. The transcript is spliced from 3 exons. The record is from RefSeq and is a predicted model, not a curated record. Gene Ontology annotation, molecular function: RNA polymerase II cis-regulatory region sequence-specific DNA binding; DNA-binding transcription factor activity. NCBI's taxonomy places the organism in Eukaryota, Metazoa, Chordata, Actinopteri, Cypriniformes, Cyprinidae. Bases 221 to 1186 code for a protein of 321 amino acids.
UUAAGUAUUGACAAUUUAUGUAUAUAUCGAUACAGAGAAUUCGGCCUUUCACUCCCUCCCUCUUUUUACAAGCGAUGUAAAAUGAAUGAAAUAUUAUUGAAUGUAAUGUUAUGAAGCUUUAUCUAACGCUAAAGCACUAUUUUGUGACUAGAGCACAUCAACACAAGAGUAAUAGAAACGAAAAACUGGUGAAGCAGCUGAGAUCCACGUAUCAAGAAAGAUGACGUUCAUUAAAGUGGAGAGUGAAGACAUGAAGAUUGAAGAAGUAUUUAGCAUGAAACAAGAAGAUACUGAGGACCAAACAAAGAUGGCGCUUAUUAAAGAGGAGAGCGAAGACCUGAAGAUUGAAGAAACAUUCAGUGUCAAACAUGAAGAUUCUGAGGAACAAUCAAAAAUUAGGUUUAUUAAAGGGGAGAAAGAAGACAUUAAGACUGAAAAAGCAUUCAUAGUCAAACAUGAGGAUACUGGGGAACAAACAGAUCUACUGGCACUGAAAGAGGAUAAAGAAGUACUCAAUGAAACUGAAAAAGAUCAAUAUGAGAACCUUCAAAGGACAGUAACCAGAAGUUUCGUUCAACAGGACAUCCCUAAAGAUCAAACUGGGGAAAGAUUCUCUAAUAAAGUAAGUCAUGAGAGGCACAUAAAGAUUCACACUGGAGAAAAGCCUUUCAUAUGCGUUCAGUGUGGAAAAUGUUUCACUCUAAAAGAAAACUUCAACAGGCAUGUGAGAUCUCACAGUGAAGAGAAGCCUUACACAUGCCAACAGUGUGGUGUGAGUUUUGCUCAACAUGGACACCUUGAAAUCCACAUGAAGUUUCAUACUGGCGAGAGCCCUUUUACUUGCCAACAUUGUGGAAAAUGUUUUGCUUGUAAAUCCAUUCUUGAAAGACACUUAAUAAUUCACACUGGAGUAAAGCGGUUUGCAUGCCCUCAGUGCGGAAAAUGUUUCAAUCAACGAGGAAACCUCAAAGCCCACAUUAGAACACACAGUAGAAAGAGUGCCUUCAUCUGCCAACAGUGUGGAAAGAGUUUCACUCAUAUAGGGAGUCUCAACGGGCACAUGAGGACUCACACCGGAGAAACACCUUUCACGUGCCAACAGUGUGGAGACAGUUUUGCUCACAAUGGAAACCUUAAACUCCACAUGAGAAUCCACACUGGAGAAAAGCCUUACAGUGUGUCAUAAGUUAAACUCAAAUCCUCAACAGACACAUGAGAAUUCACACUGGAGAGAGCUCAGUUAUGUUUCAACACUUCUACAUUUAAAACUCCAGCAUACAUAAUGUUAUUGACCUGAACUGAUUUAAACUAAAGAAUGACAGUAUUGGCUUUUUGGAGUUGCUUUACAAUAUAAUCUAAGGCUGCAUUUACACUGCAGGUCUUGAUGCCCAAAUCCGAUUUUCUGACUAUAUCCAAUUUUUUUGACGACCUGCUAACAUCAUCUUUUAAAAGUGACCCGUAUCCGAUUUUUGCAUUUACACUAUACACUGCUGAAACUACCAAACGUAGACUUUCUGACCCGGAAAAGUAAGUAAAACAUCACGAAAUACAAUGGAUGCAGAUGCAAAUAAAAUUAUACAGUGUUUUGCUUUGUAUUUGUUUUUUUAAGCUUUCUAUCGUAGUUGGCACUGUAGCCACGAGCGCUUAAAACCGUACCUCCCCAUAUCUCAUAAAAUGUCUUCAAACACAGAUUUAUUUCUGUAACAAUCCUGCAUUUUUCUCUGCACCAAAGACUUAAAAGACGUGAAACCCUCCGCAUUGCUCCACUGUGUGUAUCCUUCAUCCUCCAUCGCGCCAAUAAGUCAUGUGAUCUCAGUUGGUGUCCACCUGAGUUGACGUCACUUUUUUUAAUGUCGUACGACUCGCAUUUACUGGGGAAUAUCCAAUUUGUCUGCUUACAUGGCACACGAAAAUUCAUAUCUGAUUUAUUGCCACAUGAAUGUGGCCUGAAUCCGAUCAGAGAAAAUAAGGAUCCAUGCGUUUUUUACCUGCUUACACGUUCACCGGUCAUAUCCCAUCUGUGCCACAUGAGAGGAAAAAAUCGGAAUUGGGUCACUUGGACCAUGCAGUGUAAAUGGGGCCUAAAUGGGCUUCAUAGUUCCAUGAUUAAUUACUGUAUUGUUUAUCUCUGUGAAGCUGCUUUGAUGCAAUCCAUAUUGUGUAAAGUUCUAUUGAAUAAAGAUGACUUGACAUAA